Penicillium taxi is the source of this 768-nucleotide messenger RNA. RefSeq lists its product as uncharacterized. Gene Ontology annotation, molecular function: metallopeptidase activity. The coding region runs from base 1 to 768 and encodes 255 amino acids. Lineage: Eukaryota; Fungi; Ascomycota; Eurotiomycetes; Eurotiales; Aspergillaceae. The transcript is spliced from 2 exons. The record is from RefSeq and is a predicted model, not a curated record.
AUGCUCUUUGGAAUUCUACUACAAGGCCUUUUCAUAUUCUUGGUGUUAGCCACUUCUCUACCCUCAAGAAACAUCCAACCUAUCGAGAAGCGUACUUCUCCCCAGAUAAAAGGAUACGACAGCUUACAAAGGACUCAGAUCAAAGAUGGACUCACCGAUGCCCUCACAAUGGCGAAGACUGUUCUAACCGCUGAUGAUGCCUCUGUGGACAAUAUCUUGAAGAAAUACUUCCCAAUCGCCGACAAGUCUAAGAUUGUUGGUGUGUUCGAAAAGAUUACAGGUGGGGAGUCGAUGGAAUAUGAGGGCGCCGCUAUACUCCGUCGCCUAACCAUCGCUGAUGACGACGAGGAUAUAACAGAAGAAGAAAGAGAAGACGAAGGAGUCCUUCUGAACUAUAAGAGUAUGAACGCGAUUAUGGUUCUCUUCCCGUAUGCAUUCGAGAAGGGUGGAAUCGAUAAAGGCUACACUGGCGUCGCUGCCGUGACCUGCCAAACUAUUGGGAAUCAACUGAGCGAGAGUAUGGAAACAACAGGAUCCGUGAUCUUGCAUGAGUUUAUGCAUUGGCAUUACUUAACAGUUCCGCCGUUGAGUACUGAGGCAGAUGAUCUUGAUAAUGGUUAUGGUCCCUAUAACGUGAGGUAUACGGUUCCUCGGGAUCAGGCCAUCAAGAACGCUGAUAGCUUCACCUGGUUCGCGAUUGAGACUUUUUGGACAAAGCACUGUAGCCAUGAGUUUGAAGACCCCGAUAAUUGUUUGGAGUAUGAAUAG